CCGGACGCGGCUGUCGGCGAGGACACACGUGUGGUUGAAAGUCUGGUUUUCUUCAGUGUCUCGAGUACGCGCACUGCUAAACCGCUGACAUGCCGGUGAAUAUCGCUUCCGUUCUGGUCGCGGACGCUGUCCACGAAAGCUGCGACCAAAUCCUGCGCGAGUACGGCAUCUCCGUGACGCGAAGGCUACGCAUGACACCUGAGGAGCUGUUGGAGGAAGUCAAGAGGCACGACGCGCUGGUGGUGCGCUCCGAGUCGAAGGUGACGGCGGAGGUGGUGGCUGCGGGCGCGGCCGCGUCGCUGCGCGCCGUGGCCAGGGCCGGCACUGGCGUCGACAACAUCGACGUCGACGCCGCCACCCGCCGCGGCGUCAUCGUCCUCAACACUCCUGGCGGCAACUCCGUGAGCGCCUGCGAACUCACCUGCUCGCUGAUCACCGUGCUCGCCAGGAAUGUGCCGGCGGCGUGCCAGUCGCUGAAGGAGGGCCGCUGGGAGCGCAGCAAGCUGGCCGGCUCGGAGCUGAGCGGCAAGACGCUCGCCGUGCUGGGGCUGGGCCGCAUCGGCAGGGAGGUGGCGGCGCGCAUGCGCGCCUUCGGCAUGACGACAAUUGGCUUUGACCCUCUGGUGAGCGCUGAGGCGGCCCAGCAGUUCGGCGUGGAGAAGCUGGAGCUGGAAGAGAUCUGGCCGCGCGCUGACUACAUCACCGUGCACACACCGCUCAUCCCGCAGACCAGAAAUCUGAUUAAUGAUGAAGUGCUCAGCAAAUGCAAACGUGGUGUCCGCAUCGUCAAUGUCGCAAGAGGAGGGAUCAUCGAUGAGAAGGCACUGCUGGUGGCUCUAAAUGACGGCCGCUGCGGUGGUGCUGCACUGGACGUGCUGACAGAGGAGCCGCCGCGCUCCGAUUGGCUGCUGGAGCUGGUGCGUCACCCGCAGGUGGUGGCCACGCCCCACCUGGGCGCCAGCACCGCCGAGGCACAGCGGCGGGUCGCCAGGGAGGCGGCCGAGCAACUGGUGGCACUCUCCGCCACCGUGCCCGCCGCACAGAGGGCCAGGUUCCAGCUGACAGGUGUUGUGAACGCACCCGCGCUGUCUGCAUCACUGGACGAGGGGAACCAGCCCUGGCUCCAGCUGGCAAAGGAGCUGGGCUCACUGGCCGCCCGUCUGGUCCAGGGUUCGCUGCCCGGGACGGCCAUCAACGUCACAGCCUCUGGCCCCGGUAGUGAGCGGCUGACCUUCGUUGCCACGGCAGCUGUUACUGGUUUGCUGUCUGGGCGCACACCAAAUGGGCUGAACCUGGUCAACGCCCCAGCACUGGCGCGUGACAUGGGUGUCACAGUGACAUCCGAGAAGGCCUCUGCUGGCAGCCAGGGAGACGACACCACAGUCACUGUCAAAAUCCAGCAGGCCAGCGGGGAGGUGCAUGCCAUCACUGGUACGGUCCGUGCUGACAACCGGCCCCUCUUGCUCUCUGUCGACGGCUGCGUCUUUGACGGUGGCAUUGCCCUGGGUGGGGGCGCACCUCUGCGCCUGUUCCGUGCCGCCUCUGCCGCCUCAGCACUUGGAGCUGUGUUGGGGGCGCUGGCUUCUGCCUCAGCUUCCAUUACCGGUGUGUCUGUAGCCGCCCCUGUUGUGGAGCCAGCCAAAGGCCAGCCCACCGACUCUCACGCCUGGAUCGCUGUACGCACCACGCAGCGCGUCGAGACCCGUGUUAACAUCCCGGGUGUCGUCGACGUCUGAAGAUUCACUUGUGCUGCUUUGCCCAGUUUGUAAAGCUACUGUGCCCAGCAGAACUCGACUUGUGUCUUCAGCAUUCAUCUCACUUGUUGAAGUGUGUUUUAUAAACUUCUGGUGCUCUGAAACUGGUAAGGAAUGAAAUUUCGAAAUGAAGUGCCAUCAGUCAGCUCUUAGCUGAUUAUCCAUUGUUGCCCAGUUACUUUUUUUUUAAGUCAACCUGUUCCUACUCCCCACCACACCAGUGGGGCAGAAAUGUCAUCAGGACUGUCACUUAUUAGCCAAUGACCCGUAUCUUUUGAAGGUGGCACUAAUACCUCUCAUUUGCUAGGUGGGUGUAUCUCCAGAUAGGAUGUGAUGUGUUGAAAUUACUCCACACACCCAAACAGUCCACAUUACACACCAUCCCCUUCCCUCCCUCAGUUCACACCAUGACUCCUAUUGGUCAAAUGUCAUCAAGACUGUCAACAAUUGUCGUAAUAACAGAAUACUGUGGUUCAAAUGGCUCUGAGCACUAUGGGACUUAACAUCUCUGGUCAUCAGUCCCCUAGAACUUAGAACUACUUAAACCCAACUAACCUAAGGACAUCACACACAUCCAUGCCCGAGGCAGGAUUCGAACCUACGACCGUAGCAGUCGCGCGGUUCCGGACUGAGCGCCUAGAACCGCUAGACCACCACGGCCGGCAGAAUACUGUGGAUUAUGUGCUACUAUAGCUCACUUUCUAUUAUUUUUGUGUGUAACCCCUGUCUCAGCCCAUCCUAAUUUUAAGUGCGAUAGGGGUGUUUUACCCGAGCAGGUAUUUCCUCUACAUAAUAAACCAUAUUUGUACCACACUUAGUUGAAGUUGCUGGUGAUGUUCCAGAUUUGUGCCACCACAUAUGCUAGGAGAAUAUUACCACCAUGACAGUUCUCGCCUUAGUCAUAUGUCUCUCACAUAUUGAAAUAUCUCCAGGCAUUCCAGAAGCAUGCUGAACACCCACUUAUAUAUAUAUAUAUAUAUAUAUAUAUAUAUAUAUAUAUAUAUAUAUAUAUAUAUAUAUAUAUAUAUAUAUAUAGUUUUGAAGUAUUCACUGAGACUAGGCACCGAUGUUUACCUCUCCUUGUAGUAAAACAAUGAGCAAGUUUCUGUAAAAACUUGUUACCCUCUGUUUUUCACCAGAUUUGAUAGUAUAACAUGCAUCUAGCUGAUUGGUCAAAACUUUUCAUUCUUACCCAAUAAAGCCUUAAUGUUUCAGACAACUAUUUAAAAGAAAAAGUGAACAAUACAUUAAUUUAUUUUACUGAUUACAGAUUGCAUCAAUAAUGCUUGGUAAAAAGGAAAAAAAAUCAUAUAAAUACUGGUGCAUUCCAACUAAUUUCAAAUGAAAUGUUCUCACAGUAUUAGAAAUAAGACUUCCUACCAUAUUGUGCUGUAAUUUAAUUUGCAGUGAAACCUGAUUCAUGAAAUUAGCUUUAUGAAAACUUGAAGUUUUCUGCUUGUACUUCAAUUUUUCUGUGAGCUCUAACAUAUAUUUUCAUAAUGUAUUUUUAAUAUUUUGAUCUGCAAAUUUUUGUUUAACAGAAAGCGUUUGACUGAUACAAUGAUUUUUGUGGUGUGUUGUAAUCAAUGGCUGUGAUAUUCAUGUACUGUGAAGGUAAAAACUUUGCUUGAACAAUGACAUUUUGUGGAUCUAAUUUCAUCAUGAAAUAAAAAAAAUAAUUUAAUACAGAAGAAGUUAUAAGAUUGGAAAAUAUGAACUGAUAAUGCCAAAAAAGCAUAGUC
This is a messenger RNA of Schistocerca nitens (vagrant locust), 3496 nucleotides long. RefSeq names its product D-3-phosphoglycerate dehydrogenase. The record is from RefSeq and is a predicted model, not a curated record. Bases 90 to 1736 code for a protein of 548 amino acids. Gene Ontology annotation, molecular function: NAD binding; phosphoglycerate dehydrogenase activity. NCBI's taxonomy places the organism in Eukaryota, Metazoa, Arthropoda, Insecta, Orthoptera, Acrididae. The transcript is spliced from 10 exons.